CUGGGUAACAGCUGCCCUCCUCUGGGCUGGGUACCUGCUCUCCCGAGUUUGUGUCCUGGGGCUGUGUGCUCAGACUUGACCAUGUUUGGGCAUGGAGGCUCGUCUCAGAUGGGAACCAAAGGCCGCUUCCCCAGAGACGGACUGGGAGCCCAAACUUCCUGCUGGAGCUCAGGCGGCCUCUUUUGGGGUGGGGGCUGGGGGCCAGGCAGAAAAGUGUCUGCCGAAGACUCACAGGGCACCGGGGAGACUAAAUGACUGCGGUCCCUUGUGGACAUGGGGAAGAAGUUGGUGAUGGCCCAGAAGCGGGGAGAGACCCGAGCCCUUUGCCUGGGUGUGGCCAUGGUGGCGUGCGCCGUCAUCACCUACUACAUCCUCGGCACGACCAUGCUGCCCCUCUACCAGAAAAGCGUGUGGACCCAGGAAUCCAUGUGUCACCUGAUUGAGACCAACAUCAGGGACCAGGAGGAGCUGGAGGGCAAGAGGGUGCCCCAGUACCCGUGCCUGUGGGUCAACGUGUCAUCCGUGGGCCGGUGGGCCGUGCUGUACCACACGGAGGACACUCGGGACCGGAACCAGCAGUGCUCCUACAUCCCAGGCAGCCUGGACAACUACCAGAUGGCCCGGGCCGAUGUGGAGAAGGUUAGAGCCAAACUCCACGAGCGCCAGGUUUUCGACUGCUUCUCCACGACUCGGGAGAACGAGACGAGUGUCCUGUAUCAGCGCCUCUACGGUCCCCAGACCCUCCUCUUCUCCCUCUUCUGGCCCACCUUCCUGCUGACCGGUGGCCUCCUCAUUAUCGUCAUGGUGAAGAUCAACCAGUCCCUCUCCAUCCUGGCAGCCCAGAAGUAGCCCUAUCCACACCACAUCACUGCUCGGGCCACCAGGAACUGGAUGGGUCCCCGGGCAGCUCCUCACUUGUGUCCCCAUGCCUCCUCCCCCUGCCUUCCCACUCUCCCCCCUCCAAUACAUUCUGUCUUCUGCUGCAUGGAAGGUCUUUGGGAAAUCUCUUUGUUAAGUCAUUUCCUGCUCAAGAAUGUACAAUGGCUUCCCCGGACCCAGGAGAAUGCAAGGCCAACCAGUGAUAGCUCUCCUUUCCCUGUCCCCACUCAACUGACUCAAACUUCUUUCCUGCUGUGCCACUGUCCACUGCACUGAUGGCAGUGAUUCUGACUUCUGUGCCUGUGUCCUGGCAGUUGGAGCAAAGACCUGCUGGUCCCACCCAGGAAGCCAUCCCUGGGAAACCUCUGUUCCUUCUCUGAAUUCCACUCUGAAAACAACAGCAGCCCUCAUGGACAGAGUACACUUAGAACAUCGUUUGUUUUCAGGAUUCUCAGAGCUAUACACAUUUUUAUACCAAUAGUAACAAAUAUAGGUACAAACAUCUGGUCUUAAAGCCAUGGGGAUAUAACGUACAGCGCGGUGACCAUUGUUAAUAAUACUUUAUUGCGUAUUUGAAAGUUGCUGAGAGAGUAGAUCUUAAAAGCUCUCAUCACGGGAAAAAAAAUUGUCCCUGUGGGGAGAUGGAUAUUAACUAGGCUUAUUGUGGUGAUGAUUUUGCAAUACAUACUACAGAUAUCGAAUCAUUAUGUUACACGCUUGAAAACUAAUAUAAUCUUAUAUAUCAAUUAUACCUCAACUUUAAAAAACCAAAUAUAUAAAAAAUAACAAGACACUAUAGGGAAAUAAUACUAAAAU
Messenger RNA from Physeter macrocephalus (sperm whale), 1695 nucleotides. RefSeq names its product potassium calcium-activated channel subfamily M regulatory beta subunit 1 (gene KCNMB1). The record is from RefSeq and is a predicted model, not a curated record. Lineage: Eukaryota; Metazoa; Chordata; Mammalia; Artiodactyla; Physeteridae. Bases 274 to 849 code for a protein of 191 amino acids. Gene Ontology annotation, molecular function: calcium-activated potassium channel activity; potassium channel regulator activity. The transcript has 4 exons. Gene Ontology annotation, cellular component: membrane; voltage-gated potassium channel complex. Gene Ontology annotation, biological process: detection of calcium ion; potassium ion transport.